Folsomia candida is the source of this 4905-nucleotide messenger RNA. RefSeq names its product neuropeptide F receptor. Lineage: Eukaryota; Metazoa; Arthropoda; Collembola; Entomobryomorpha; Isotomidae. The record is from RefSeq and is a predicted model, not a curated record. Gene Ontology annotation, molecular function: neuropeptide Y receptor activity. Bases 101 to 1447 code for a protein of 448 amino acids. Gene Ontology annotation, cellular component: membrane. Gene Ontology annotation, biological process: G protein-coupled receptor signaling pathway. The transcript has 4 exons.
AAAGCUGUUGCUCCUGACAUCAUCUCGCUGUCUGAGGAGCAUCCUAGAUAGAUAAGUACUUAUCUUGAAGUUACACUUCCGCCGCUGAACAAAGAGCAGGAUGGGGGACGUCGUCGUGGGGGCGAGUGGUGACAACAAUGGGAGCGUCUACAGCCUCCCGGCCAGUCUGCUCGAGCUUUUACAAAUGAGCAGUCCGAUCGACGGGGAGGAGUUGGCCAGUGCUCUGAACACGUUGAACAAGACGAGUGAGGAGAUCCGGCUGAGCUGGAAACGCUACCAUACGAACCUCUUCAUCGACGGGCCGAUGCUCUAUUUCCUCAUCUUCGUCUACACGCUUCUAAUUUCCUUUGGCACGGUCGGAAAUUGUCUCACGGUGUGCGCCGUGGUCCGGAAGUCAUCCAUGCGGACGCCGAGGAACAUGUUCAUCAUCAAUCUUGCCGUGUCGGACUUGCUCCUCUGCGUGAUCACGAUGCCCCUCACACUCGUCCAAAUCGUCACGGCGUACUGGCCCUUUGGAAACUAUGACUUUCUCUGCAAAUCCAUCUCCAGUCUGCAUGCCAUUUCCAUCUUCGUAUCCACAAUCUCCAUCACGGCGAUUGCUCUGGACAGAUAUCACGUGAUCGUGUACCCCACGAAGGCAUCCGUACAACGCGUUGGAGCCGUAUUUGCACUGAUUGGAAUCUGGACUCUGGCUGCCGUUCUGGCCACGCCGUUGAUCGUGUACAGCAAACUGCAACACAUCGACGUGAACUAUACGGACCUGGAUUCUGUGGACUAUUGCAUCGAGGCAUGGCCUUGUACACAUGGACGGGCAUACUACUCCCUCUUCUCCAUCAUCAUCCAGUACAUUCUCCCCAUCUCCGUCGUCACUGUGGCGUACUGUCAAAUCUGCAAAAAGUUGCGGUACCGGAUGAAGCCUGGCUGCCGGAGCACGGUUGAGAAUCCUGCAGGUGGUCGGCGAGGUGGAUCCGUACGGAAAGAUCAGGCCAGGGUUCGUCGCACGAAUAUGCUCCUCAUCUCGAUCGCCAUAAUCUUCGGAAUCUCUUGGAUGCCACUCAACGUCUUCAACUUGGUGGUCGACCUGUUCAACCCAUUUGUGGAGGAUACCUACGCGGAACGGGUGGCUUUCGCGUUCUGCCACAUGUUCGGCAUGUCGAGUGCGAACACGAACCCAAUGCUGUACGGAUUCUUCAAUGACAACUUUCGCAAGGAGUUUCGUGACAUUUGGCAAUCCCUCAAGAGCUUCUACUGCUGCUGCUGCUGUUGGUCCGGGUUUCGACGAGGCGACGGUGGGGACCUGAGUGGAAGAAGUAUCCGCGAAUCCAGAGUGGACAGGGAGCAGACGGCGACGGUGCACUAUAGGAAAUCCACCAACUCGAAAGCAUCCCCUCCCGAUGGGGAUGUGGAGAGCACGCUCAUCACCCAAGUCCUGGACAGGCAGAAAUGACUGUUACAUGUUCAUCCUAGGAGGAACAAUCCAUCAUGAGAGGAUGAGGCUGAUGUCAAAUCAUGUUGGCCAUCAUGCCAUUGUCCCCGUAAGUGACAAGGUUCAUAUUUUAUCGCACGCAGUCAUAAACAAACAACUCCUGGAACAAAUGGGUGGUAGGCAGGAGAUCAUCGUCGUCGUCGGCAUCCUCUCUACCUAAAUCCACCACUAGUAAUAGUAGCACCAUAUGCCCCUCUCUUCUUCUUGGCCCAGUUGUCAGGUCUGAUGUGACGGCUUGGAGAUGUCAUCUGUUCCCCUGGAGCAGGAUGGGAUUAGAACUCUCUUUCCAAUGUGCGACAUGAUAUGAUCCCUUUAAGAAAGAAAGUAGUAAGACGACCGAAUCCAAUAUGAUAUGCUUACAAGAUCCCCAUUAUCGCACUCUCCACCUCGUUCCGCUGUAUCGAAAUAGUAGUACCACCACCAGCAGCAGCAGUAACAUCAGUCAUUUCUUUUUCUGGUUUGGGUUCGCAAACCAAUUUCACCCAUCGCCUUGUUGUGACCUAUCUUCUUCGUCUCAAAUUGUCGUCACCCCAUCAUCGCGUCUUUCUUCUGUCCUAUCUCGAGGCUGGCGGUGGUGGUGGUGCUGCUCCUCCUGCUGCUGCUGACUGGAGGAUGAAAGGAUGUCUCAGAGAAGAAAUUGAGUAUCUCUUUUUGCUGUGUGGCAGGAUUUUUCACUGGUGCAGAUACGACGGAGGACAGCGAUUCGAUGUGUAGAAGACAGCUUUUGUGUUACAUAAAUUUACGGUACUUUGUGCUCUGACACUCGCUCUCUUCUCCCUUUAAUAGUGCAGUAGUCUCGGAGUACGUAUGUACUUGUUAUGUCGUGAUAUGUAUGACGACGAUGAUGGGACACACAACACGACACGAGUCCCAUUUUCCAAACAAUAAUGUAACCAGGACAUAGGACCAAACCAUCAUCGUCUCACAACAACACACUUACUUUCACCCACUUUCACCAUACCACGAAAUGUACAACGCUGGUCCUAUCUCUCCGUGUGGACGUUUAGUACUAUUUAGGGAGGGCGUAUGUAGGCACCCUCAUGGCGAAGGAAACCCGAGAAAAAUUGCUUUAAUGAAUCACAACAAGUUCUCAAAAUCAUGUCAGAUACAUAAUUCUAAGUAAGAAAAGGAGAGGAAAAUGUGUGGCAUUGGAGUUCUUGGGGAGAAAAAGUAUCCAACUUUAUUAUACUUUAUUACGUUACAGUACACAGAGUGAAAUCAUGUCCCCAUGCAAUUGGCGAUGUUUUCACUCCACCAAACCCAAUUGAAUCCCAGUCUGUACAUGCAUUCUUAUACUCAUAGAAAUGAUGCUAUAUGGAGAGAAGCUGUAUGAGUAGGAGACCAGUUAGUAAAAGGGAUAGAAAAAUGUCGGCGUAGUCCUAUGUUCGAGACUGAAUCAAGGUCGGGACGGUGGCAUUCAUAUUUUUGCAAGUAUUCAGUGCCUGCGGAAGCUGGAGGGGACAGAGGACAAUGUCCUCAUGUUAUCCCCUAUCAUGCAAUGUUAAUGUCCCCCCAUGUCCCCACAGCUUCCGCGGCCACUGCAAAUAUUCCUCAUACUAACUGGUCGAAGAAACAUUCCUCCAAUGUAUAUAAUAUACCAGUGUAAUAGUUAGUUAAUUAUGUACGUAGUUAAAAUUACUCUAGAAAAUAGCAUACUUUAGUUUAAAUAACAUAGUUUGUAAACUUAAGUAAACCAGUGAAAAGUUUAAUUAUUCCGACCCACCCAACUGCUUAAUGUGUCCAAUCCAAAUAUAUCUCCCUCCCCUCACAUCUUUUUUAUAACGACAGAUCAAAUGACUAAUACUAAUCCGAUUACAUUUAUUACAUUUAAGGUGCUCAAACUUUCGAGUCGAUUAAGACUCAAGGGUGUUUAAUGUACUGUAUUUCGUUCGUAUAUAUGUAUGUGCAGUAGCAGAUUGACUUAUCGGAUGAAAGUGGAUCGAGAGAAUACCCAUAUCGCUCUAUAUACACUUACUUUCACUUGUACUUCUUCUUCUUCUUCAUGAAGAGAACUCAAUUUAUUUUCUCUCGAGACACACAAACUAAAUAACUCUUCUUGUAUGUACACACUAACUAACUCAACAGUGCAACUUAUCCUCUAAAUAGUUGCCUUUUAUAGGAAAGAAAAAAAAAACUUAACUUAAAUAGGAGACCCCACAUAGAGAAAAGGUCUCUCUCUCUUUUUAUACGUAUCACUUUCUCCAUCAUAUUAAUUCCCUCUGCGUGGCUUUCUUCCGUGUAAAUGGAUCCAUAAUCGGUGUCUCUAUUGCACUGAUAAAGUGCAGCAGAAUGUAUGUUUAGAUAGCCAGUGGCCGCGGAAGCUUGAGGGGGACAAUGUCCCCACGGUGUCGGCAUCAUCUUAUAUAAACCCGGCCCUCCCCUCUUAAUGUCCCUACGGCUUCUUCCGCGGCCCCUGUGUUUAGCCACGAAAUGCAUAGAUUUCAAAGGAGCCAGAUAUCCAAACUUAUCCGCAAAUAAAUAGAAAAUCAAACAACAAAAAACUACCAACCAAACAAACCGUGGCGAACAAACAAACCAACAAAUAAAAAUAUAACAGAUAGAUAGAUAUUUAUCUUCUCCUUCACUUUAUAUAACUUACUUACUCAAAUUACUGAAAGAGGGGACGAUACUUUCUUUUUUGCUCGUUAGAUCCCUGGUCUCACAAAUAUAUAUAUAUUUAUUAUCUAGAAGAGUGUACAUAAGUCGGUAAAAAAAGUAAUAUUAUUAUCUUCUUCUCGAGUUCGAAUUCGUGGUGGUGCUCUUCGACGAUCCAAAGUACUUACUUCUGGAUUGUGCAAGUUGACGUCGAUAUUUUAUUAUUGAGUGCAACUUGCCAACUUUUGACAAGUCUGAUGGAAUGGAGCAUCAAUUCAAUUUGGGAUGGAUUGCAGUUGAUGAGGUAGGAUUUCGUUCGAGUAUCUUGUAGUUAGUUUAUCAAGGUGAAUGAUGAUGCGAGGCUGAUGAUGAUACCCAAUUAGAGGGUUCAAUUCUUUGUGAUAAAAAUUGUAAAGUACCAAUUACGCGUGAGUUGCUAGAUUUAUUCUAUUUUUAACAAUUCUCCGACGACAUGACACAUGUAUUGUUGGGAAAUUAUGAGUCCGUGAUGAUGAUGAUGAAAUAUUAUUGCAAUUCUUGUAAAUACAUAUAUAUAUAAAUCUACAUGUUAUUAAUCUAUAUUUAUCCCCUGGUUUUGUGCAACCCCCACUCACUUUUCACCACCACAUCCACGUUAUUAAGCGAUUAUCAUUGUGGCAUCAAAAUAAAUCGGAUAUAUACAGAUCGGGAUACUUAAUAAAUAUUUGUAUGGAAAUCUACAGAUGAUGAUGAUGAUGAUAAAUAUUCUCUAAAAUCUUGUGCAACUCUGAUUAAUUAAUUAAUUAUGUGUACCAAUAAAUAAAUAAAAAUGUGUGGAAAAUUAA